AUGCUCCAGCAGCUCUGGGCGUCGUGGCUUUUCCCACUGUUCCUGGCCGGCCUCGCCCAGCCGACCCAGAAGAUGAAGAUGGAUUGCUACAAGGGGGUGACGGGCACCAUCUAUGAGUAUGGAGCCCUCAGCCUCAAUGAAGAGGAGCACAUUCCGUUCAAGCGGUACGCGGGCAAGCACGUCCUCUUUGUCAACGUGGCUACCUACUGUGGCCUGACAGCUCAGUACCCCGAACUGAAUGCACUGCAGGACGAGCUGAAGCCUUCUGGUGUCGUCGUGCUGGGCUUUCCCUGCAACCAGUUUGGAAAACAAGAACCAGGAAAGAACUCAGAGAUCCUUUCUGGGCUCAAGUAUGUGCGUCCGGGUGGUGGCUUUGUCCCCAAUUUUCAGCUCUUUGAGAAAGGGGAUGUGAAUGGAGAAAAAGAACAGAAGGUCUUUACCUUCCUGAAGAACUCCUGCCCUCCAACCUCUGAUCUUUUGGGCUCAGCAAGCCAACUCUUCUGGGAGCCCAUGAAGGUCCACGACAUCCGCUGGAACUUUGAGAAGUUCCUGGUGGGGCCUGAUGGAGUCCCUGUCAUGCGCUGGUUCCACAAGGCUCCCAUCAGCACGGUCAAGUCAGACAUCCUGGAGUACCUGAAACAGUCCAAAACCAAGUAG
This is a messenger RNA of Odobenus rosmarus divergens (Pacific walrus), 657 nucleotides long. It is a transcript of the gene GPX6, whose product is annotated as glutathione peroxidase 6 (olfactory). NCBI's taxonomy places the organism in Eukaryota, Metazoa, Chordata, Mammalia, Carnivora, Odobenidae. The record is from RefSeq and is a predicted model, not a curated record. Gene Ontology annotation, biological process: response to oxidative stress. The transcript is spliced from 5 exons. Gene Ontology annotation, molecular function: glutathione peroxidase activity. Bases 1 to 657 code for a protein of 218 amino acids.